AUGGCAGAGCAUGAGUUUCUUGAGAUUUGGGCUACUGGUCUUAUUCCCAUGUUUAAAAUGGUUUCACACAACACAAUUAGGAAUUAUUGCAUGAAAAUCUAUGGGGAUGAGAAAGUGAAGCUUUACGGCAUUCUUGAUAGGCUUGAUUCCCUGAUUCGUAAUAAAAAGGAGUUGGUUUUAGAUUGCCCCAAAAUAUGGAAUACAACCUAUGAUAUGCUCAAAACUGCACCUGAGUAUAGGGUUGCAUUUGCUCGAUUGGAACAAAUUGAUGAAGAAUAUAAUCUUAAUCCAUCUUCUGAGGAGUGGGAUAUUGGUCAAAUUGAUGAAUGGCUAUUGAGCAAGUAUGAUUAUGUUCAAGUAAUGGCUGGAAAAAUGUGGGGAAAGUUUAAAAAAUAUUGGGAUGGGGUUAAUUUACCUUUGGCAGUAGUAGUGGUUCUUGAUCCACGAUACAAGUUGGCAUUUGUGAGGUAUAAUUUGCAUAGGGUUUAUGGUUAUGUGGGAGAAGAUGAAGUGGCAAAAGUGCGUGAAUGCCUUUAUAACCUUUACUCUCACUAUGCAAAUUAUGAUACCUCAUCCAUUCCUAAUGAAGAGAGUAGUCCCCUUGAAUCAUGCAUAACAAGUUCAGCUUCGGGUGUGAUGCAAGAGAGUAAGAAAAAGUAUCUCAAAGGCUUUCAAAAAUGGUGCACAAGUGAUGAAACAACAACAUCGGUGUUCUACAACAAAAAAUCAGAAUUGGACCAAUACUUGGAAAAAUCCUUGAUUCCAGAAAAUGCCAAAUUUUAA
Molecule: messenger RNA, 783 nt
Organism: Nelumbo nucifera (sacred lotus)
Lineage: Eukaryota; Viridiplantae; Streptophyta; Magnoliopsida; Proteales; Nelumbonaceae
Source: RefSeq, a predicted model, not a curated record